Molecule: messenger RNA, 1724 nt
Organism: Fragaria vesca subsp. vesca
Lineage: Eukaryota; Viridiplantae; Streptophyta; Magnoliopsida; Rosales; Rosaceae
Product: UDP-glucuronic acid decarboxylase 1-like
Exons: 7
Coding region: 85-1398 (437 amino acids)
Biological process (GO): D-xylose metabolic process
Cellular component (GO): cytoplasm
Molecular function (GO): UDP-glucuronate decarboxylase activity; NAD+ binding
Source: RefSeq, a predicted model, not a curated record
CCCUUCCUUCUCAGAAAAAAUAGAUCAUUAAAUUCCCCAGCUGCUUCACUCCGUCACCGUCACCAUCAUCAUCAGAAGAAGACGAUGAUGAAACAGCUACACAAGCAAUCGAGCGUGAACCACAGGAGGGACGAAGAGAUCCCAACCUCGCUCUCCUCCUCCUACUCCCCCAAAGCCUUGAAGCACCCCAGAUCCCUCCCCAGAUCCCUCAACUACAUCUUCAAAGAGCAACGCCUCCUCUUCAUCCUCGUCGGAAUCCUCAUCGGCUCCACCUUCUUCAUCCUCCAGCCCACUCUCUCCCGCCUCUCCCCCUCCGACCCCCACCCCUCCAUCCCGCGCUCCUUCUCCUCCUCCGUCGUCUCCCACGACCGCAUCUCCACCGCCUCCUUUUCCUCCGACCUCCGCAACAACGCCGCUCGCGUCCCCGCCGGCCUCGGCAAGCGCCGCCUCAGGAUCGUCGUCACCGGUGGCGCCGGGUUCGUCGGGUCUCAUCUUGUGGAUAAGCUGCUUUCGAGAGGGAACGAUGUGAUCGUCAUUGAUAAUUUCUUCACCGGGAGGAAGGAGAAUGUGGCUCAUCAUUUCGGCAAUCCGAGAUUUGAGCUCAUUCGACACGACGUCGUUGAGCCGAUUCUGUUGGAGGUCGAUCAGAUCUAUCAUUUGGCCUGUCCGGCCUCGCCUGUGCACUAUAAGUACAAUCCGGUCAAGACAAUCAAGACCAAUGUGAUGGGGACGCUUAACAUGCUUGGCCUUGCGAAGCGAAUUGGGGCGCGGUUUUUGAUCACUAGUACCAGUGAGGUCUAUGGCGAUCCGCUGGAGCAUCCUCAGAAGGAGACUUACUGGGGAAAUGUCAAUCCUAUAGGUGAGAGGAGCUGUUACGAUGAAGGAAAGAGGACGGCAGAGACUCUGUCUAUGGAUUAUCAUCGAGGUGCAGGUGUUGAGGUUCGUAUUGCUCGAAUUUUCAAUACAUAUGGGCCACGUAUGUGUUUGGAUGAUGGGCGUGUUGUCAGCAAUUUUGUUGCUCAGGCUAUUCGCAAACAACCAUUGACUGUGUAUGGUGAUGGUAAACAAACAAGAAGCUUCCAAUACGUCUCUGAUUUGGUUAAUGGGCUGGUAGCAUUGAUGGAAGGUGAACAUGUGGGGCCUUUCAACCUGGGAAAUCCUGGGGAGUUCACCAUGCUAGAGCUUGCUGAGGUUGUGAAAGAAACAAUUGAUUCAAGUGCGACAAUUGAAUUCAAGCCAAAUACUGCUGAUGAUCCUCAUAAGAGGAAACCUGACAUCAGCAAAGCAAAGGAACUGUUGAACUGGGAGCCAAAAAUAUCACUGAGGGAGGGACUGCCUUUAAUGGUGAGUGAUUUCCAGAACCGCAUUUUAAAUGAGGAUGAAGGAAAAGGCAAUUAAUUAAUAACGAAAGGACAACCAGUAUGUAUAGUGUGAAGCAUGGCUGUAUCUUAAUUCAUUCGUUCAUUUUUGUCAUCCUCAACUUACAUUACCUGGCAAUUCUAGCAAAAUGCAAUAUUAGGAAGAUGUAACUCUUGCUUCCCACAGUGCUUGAUUAGCACAAAAUCUACAAUCACUAGAGGUUGAUGGCAAUUUUGACCACCAUUUCUGGCACAAAUUGUGGUGGUGGAAUGUAAUCCUCAAUUGUUUUUGUCGACAAUUUUGGUAUCUUGAAAGGAAAGUGUUUCUGUAUGCACAAAUAUUCUCGAUUUUUCACUUUGCACCAG